This is a messenger RNA of Leishmania braziliensis MHOM/BR/75/M2904, 1581 nucleotides long. It is a transcript of the gene INO1, whose product is annotated as putative inositol-3-phosphate synthase. Gene Ontology annotation, biological process: inositol biosynthetic process; phospholipid biosynthetic process. Gene Ontology annotation, cellular component: cytoplasm. The transcript has a single exon. Gene Ontology annotation, molecular function: inositol-3-phosphate synthase activity. The coding region runs from base 1 to 1581 and encodes 526 amino acids. The record is from RefSeq and is a predicted model, not a curated record. NCBI's taxonomy places the organism in Eukaryota, Euglenozoa, Kinetoplastea, Trypanosomatida, Trypanosomatidae.
AUGCCAGAGGUCCGCGUUAGGAGCGACAAGGUGCGGUACACGCCCGACGCGAUCGAGACCCAGUAUGACUACACGACGACGCGCGUGAGCUGCGACGCGAAGGGCGUAGUGGAGGUGGUGCCAGUGAUACACCGACUGAUGUUUCGCACAGAGCGCAAGGUGCCGCGCGUGGGUGUGAUGCUGGUUGGCUGGUGCGGCAACAACGGCACAACGGUGACGGCCGGCAUACUGGCCAACAAGAUGGGCCUGUCGUGGCGCACGCGGCGCGGUAUGCAGUCGUCCAACUACUUUGGCUCCAUCACGCAGUCCAGCACCAUCAACCUUGGCAUGACGCGUGACAUGCACGAGACCUUUGUGCCCCUCAAGGACUUGGUGCCGAUGGUGUCGCCCAACGAUUUCGUGAUCGGCGGGUGGGACUGCAACAGCAUGAACCUCGGCGACGCGAUGCGGCGCGCCGGCGUGCUGGAGGUGCAGUUACAGGACGCGCUGUACGAGCACAUGAAGGAGCUGCGCCCGCUGCCGGCCAUCUUUGAUAUUGAAUUCGUCGCGGCGAACCAGAAGGAGCGAGCGAACAACGUGCUGGUCGUGCGGGAUCGCUGGGCCGCAGUGGAGCAUGUGCGCAACGAUAUCCGUCAGUUCAAGGCAGCGAACCAUCUGGACAAGGUGCUGGUGCUGUGGACUGCCAAUACGGAGCGCUUCAGCGAGUACCGAGACGGCAUCCACGACACCGCCGACAACCUGCUGGCGGCGGUGAAGCGUAAUGAGACGGAGGUGGCGCCGUCCGCACUGUACGCAAUUGCGGCAAUUCUGGAGAAGUGCAGCUUCAUCAACGGCGCGCCGCAGAACACGCUGUGCCCUGGGGUGGUGGAGAUGGCGCGCACGGCGAAUGUCUUCGUUGGCGGUGACGACUUCAAGAGUGGGCAGACGAAGUUGAAGAGCGCGCUGAUCGAGUUUUUUGUCGGCGCCGGCAUCAAGCCCGAGUGCAUCGCCAGCUACAACCACCUCGGCAACAACGACGGCUACAACCUGUCCAGUCCCAAGCAGUUUUCCUCGAAAGAGAUUACCAAGAGCAACGUAGUGGACGACAUGAUCAGGUCCAACUCGGUCCUCUUUCCCAAGGGCACGCCGAAGCCGGACCACUGCAUCGUCAUCAAGUACCUACCCUACGUUGGCGACAGCAAGCGGGCCAUGGACGAGUACACUUUCUCCAUCUUCAUGGGUGGCCAGCAGACAGUUGUGCUGCACAACACCUGCGAGGACUCGCUGCUCGCAGCGCCGCUCAUCAUUGACCUUCUCGUGCUCACCGAGCUCAUGGAGCGCGUCACGAUCAGCGCCAGCGACGGGCUGCAGUCGCCGCCGCCGGCGUCCUUCGAGCACAUGGAGACGGUGCUGUCUAUCCUUUCUUACCUACUCAAGGCGCCCGCCGUGCCCGAUGGCACGCCGGUCGUCAACGCCCUUAAUCGUCAGAAGGCGGCCAUCGAGAACGUACUCCGCGCCAUGAUCGGACUACCGGCGGAGAGCAACAUGCUACUCGAGUGUCGCGUUCCAUUCAUACGCGAGGAGCACGUCAACGGCGAGUGA